AUGCCAAACCAACCAUGGAAAUGUAUGGGCCUUUAUAUAAUUUCAUGUCUGUUGGAUGCCGUAGAUGGCAAUGCUGCUAGAUAUUUUCAACAAUGUAGUAAGUUCGGUGCGGUUUUAGAUAUGGUAACUGACAGAUCAACAACUUCUUGCCUAUUGUGUUUCCUUGCUACUAAAUAUCCUUCUUGGACAAUUUUAUUUCAAUUAUUGAUUUCUUUGGACCUUAGCAGUCAUUAUAUGCACAUCUACAGUUCAUUGACAUCUGGUUCUUCGAGCCAUAAACAUAUCGAUAAGUCUUCAAAUUUUAUUUUGCACUCGUACUAUUCUGAUAAUAGAGUCCUUUUUAUCUUUUGUGCAUUAAACGAAUUGUUCUUUGUUGCAUUAUAUCUCUUAUCAUUUGAUCAUGAAGAUCCAUGGUUUAAUAUUACAAUUAAAUUGAUUGCUUUCAUAUCUUUUCCUAUUUGUGCGGGAAAACAAAUAAUUAACGUAAUUCAAUUAACUCGUGCUAGUCAAACCUUAGCUAGUAUUGAUCUCGCCGAACGAAAAAUGAACAAUUGA
Funneliformis mosseae is the source of this 555-nucleotide messenger RNA. The record is from the annotation of a GenBank genome assembly. Lineage: Eukaryota; Fungi; Glomeromycota; Glomeromycetes; Glomerales; Glomeraceae.